Molecule: messenger RNA, 1627 nt
Organism: Brachypodium distachyon (stiff brome)
Lineage: Eukaryota; Viridiplantae; Streptophyta; Magnoliopsida; Poales; Poaceae
Product: probable WRKY transcription factor 2
Exons: 3
Coding region: 404-1495 (363 amino acids)
Biological process (GO): regulation of DNA-templated transcription
Cellular component (GO): nucleus
Molecular function (GO): DNA-binding transcription factor activity; transcription cis-regulatory region binding
Source: RefSeq, a predicted model, not a curated record
UCCCAGGUGGACCUAGCAAUUUCCUCCCGCCUUCUAGUAGUACGAUUGCAAGCAAGCAAGACUGCAAGAGCAGAGACUCGUCAACCGGCGAGAAGAAGCACCCACGUAAAAAGGAAAAAAGAAAAGGCGAAGUAACUCGGUUCCUGCGGUCAAACCUGGAGGAUCACAAGUGCAUCAGCAUGAGCAUAUAUACUCCCCCAAACAACCCAUCUUAAUUCCGCAUCAUCGUCAUCAUCUCUCGCUCUCGAUCUACCGCGUGACCGGCCGGCCGUCCCGUAUUUCCGCUUCAGUUUCUUCGAAGCUGCCGUGGCCCUUCCACACUCAGGCUCUUCCUGUCAAUCUACGCCAUACUGUUGGCACAGGCCAGAUUGCUGCUCCUGGCCUCCUGCACGUAUAGGCUGCUAUGCAGGAAGGAGGAGGAGGAGAGAUGCAGGUGCUGCUGAGCAUCCUGGCUGAAGGCGAGGAGCAGGCGAGGCGGCUCCUGCUGCACGAUGGCGACGGCAAGGAGUGCUGCCGGGCCGUGGCGGGCCAGCUGGGCCGCACGCUCGGGAAGGCAAUGGCCGUCGCCAAGGCCAUCCAGGCCGCCGGUGGCGCCGCGUCGGCGGGCACCGACGACCGAUCCGACUCGCCGCGGUCGGCGGACGAGAGCUCCGCCGCGCAAGUGCAAGUGCAGGAACGGCAAAGCGUGUGCAAGAGAAGGAAGGGCCUGCCAAAAUGGACUGAGAAAUUCCGAAUACCAGAUACAAAUCUAGAGUACACUCCAGACGACGGGUUCAGCUGGAGGAAGUACGGCCAGAAGGACAUUCUCGGAGCCAAAUUUCCAAGGGGUUACUACCGGUGCACGUACCGGACGGCGCAGGGGUGCCCGGCGACGAGGCAGGUGCAGCGCUCUGACGCCGACUUGGCCGUCUUCGACGUCACCUACCAGGGCGCCCACACCUGCCACCAGAUCAACCAACGCCACCCCGUCCCCGUCCCCGUCCCCGCGCCUCAUCCUCCUCCUUCCGCCCACGCGCACGGCGGCAUCCAUCCGCCGCCGCCGCCGCAGAACCCGGAUCUGCAGCUGCUCGCGACCUUCAAGGACGGCCUCAAGGUGGAGACCGACCACGGGCCACCGGCGCCGACCUCGUCCUUCCAGAUCCACGGCCUGCACCACGGCGCCUCCUUCCCCCCCUUCCCCUACGCGGCGGCGGCGGCGGGAUUCCCCUCCUCCCCGGGGUUCGUGUCGCCGGGGCCCGCGACGGCGCCCGCGGCGGCAGGCGGGUCGGGCUACUUCUCUUCCGCGGCGUCGGAGCUCGGCGCGGUCGUCUCCGCGGCGACAUCAUCGGCGGCUGCGGCGGUGGAUCCUGCCGGCGGGUUCGAGGACUACCCGCUGUUCCAGUACGACGAGUACCACCAGCUGCAGCAAGACGAUCUGGACCCGGACCUGCAGUUCCCGGCCAUGUUUGGCGGCCACCCUUCCGCCUCUUCUUCUUCCCCUGGCCAACAACAGUAACACAACAGAGACGCGUGAAUCUGUAACAAGAAACUCGUAGAAUCGAAUUAAGUACCGUAGGUUAAUUAUCGUGUUGUGCAUCAUCCGUCAUCAUCGGUCGAGCAGUAAAUCUGAACUUUGUGGAACGACGGC